UAUUAUUGUUAACUAAAAAUUGGAUCAUUCAGCUAUCCAUACGCUCGGCCCUAAGACUCUUAUCUCCAUUUCCAAGUUCUUAUGGAUAGACUCCCUUAGAUAUAAAUCCAGAGAAGAAACUCUUUCUCCCUCCCCAAUCUGCAGAGUUGAGUGCUUUUAAUCCGCGGAAGAAAAGAAACACGCACAAACAGGAUAGAGCAAAACCCUUCACAAGAAAUAGGAAAUGGCUACAGCAUGUAGCACGCCAACAUCAUCUCUGAUGUUACCUUACGCCGCCUCCGCCGCGCACCCACUAAACCUCACUCAAUCCCUCAUCUGGUUCAAGCCCAAAGCUCCGUGUUUCUGCCCCUUGGCUUUGAGUUAUUGUGCCGUUGGGAGGAGAAAAUCAGGCAAACAGGUCAAUUUCGAUGCUCGCAGAGAGGCCAAAUUCGGAGGUUUCCGACUAGUUGUGGCCGCUGUGGCCGCGGAGGCGGAGGUGGCUGAAGGAGCGGGGGCAGAGGCUGAGGUGGCGGGAGAGGGAACUGGUGGUGUGCCAAUUCCCACUGUGGCUCCUGCGAAGCCCAAGACAGGAAAGGCUGCAUUGCCUUUGAAGAGAGACAGAACGAGGUCUAAAAGGUUCUUGGAAAUUCAGAAACUGAGGGAGAAUAAACAGGAGUAUGAUGUGAAAACAGCAGUAUCUUUGCUGAAGCAAAUGACGAAAACAAAAUUUGUAGAAACAGCUGAAGCACAUUUUCGGCUCAACAUUGAUCCAAAAUACAAUGAUCAACAGCUAAGGGCAACAGUAAACUUGCCUAAAGGAACUGGACAGCCUGUGAAAGUUGCUGUUCUUACACAAGGUGAGAAGUUCGAUGAAGCAAAAAAUGCAGGAGCGGAUUUAGUUGGUGGGGAAGAUUUGAUAGAACAAAUCAAAGGAGGAUUCAUGGAAUUUGACAAAUUGAUAGCAUCUCCAGAUAUGAUGCCUAAGGUUGCUAGCCUUGGUAGGAUCCUGGGACCUAGAGGACUCAUGCCAAACCCAAAAGCUGGUACUGUCAGCACUAACAUACCCCAGGCAAUAGCUGAAUUCAAGAAAGGGAAAGUGGAAUAUCGAGCAGAUAAAACUGGGAUUGUUCACAUACCAUUUGGAAAAGCAGAUUUCUCCGAAGACGACCUCCUCGUUAACUUGCUUUCUGCUAUUAAAUCUGUAGAAGCAAACAAGCCGUCGGGUGCGAAAGGAGUGUACUGGAAGAGUGCUCACAUAUGCUCAUCAAUGGGUCCUUCCAUCAAAUUGAACAUACGGGACAUGCUUGAUUACAAGCUUCCAUCGAGCAUCUGAUUAUUGUCAGACACCUGUAUAUGAUGCGAUGCAAAUAUCUCUUUAUGGGGCUUGAGCCUUGCCAGUUAAUGUUUCGUAGAGAUGGUAGGUUAGAUAGGAAAGUGAGGCUAGGCAUGCAAAGUAAACGAACAGUUCACUAAAAGAAAGCGUCUACUUAGAGGCUUAUAUAUGUGUCUUCACCAUGCUCGAUUGUUUAGUCGCUACUCGCUUUCAAUCUGUCCAGUAGCGAGAGAGUCUGUUGCUAGGCAUAUAGGUUAUCUGUAUUCUGUACUUUAUGCACUGCGGUUCUUUUCGUGUUGUGCUCCUUCAGAUUGAUCUCCAUUUCAUGACCUCGUGGAGAAAGUUUUUGUCAUUUAUUUUCUAUAUUAUUAUUUUUCAUUUUAACAUUUUUAAGUUACUAAUUACAUUAAAAUAAAACUAAGGAUUAAUACCCUAGUUUGGUUUGAAGUUUAGCAUAAGUGACAGUUCUGGCCCCAAUUUUCAAAUAAGACAUUAUAACCUACUUUUGAAAUUAUUGGACAAAUUUGACCUAUAAGACAAUUUGACUGUCAAAAUUAAUGAUCAACAAUUUUUCCCAUCAAUGACUCGACAUUUGUCGCUAUGCAACAUAGAAGCUCAAACCGUAAUCAUUUCAGUUGCUUAACCAAUAUAAUAAAAUCUAUUUGAUGCAAUUAAUCACAACAAGAUUAAUACUCAUGUUUAGGAAAAUGUAUAACGCAUAACAUUUUAUUUUUAUUUGAGGGUUGACUUCUGUAUUUUACUCAUAAAAAUUAUCAUGGAUAAAAUGUUGUAUUCUAUUUUUUAGCAAUGAUAGAAAAUCAUUAACAAUUGAAAAUGAGAUAUUUUUAAUUUUCAGUUUAUAAUAUGUUUGAUUAUUUUUUAUAAUUUUUUAAAAUAAUUAAAAUUCAAAUAGCAUGAAUUUAGUUCGUACAAAAUUCUAAACUGUUACAUAAUUUGACAUGUGAUUUUGUUUUAAAAUUUAAAAAAUGAAAAAGUAAAGAAUAAUCUUCUUUCGUAUUUUAGAACACGAAGAAUUUAAUAUUUUGUUUGUACAAACUAUGAUAAAUAUGUGGAUCACAAAAGUUUUAUGUUGAAAUUUGUAAGAAAAAAACUACUAUAAAUAUCUGAACGAAUACACAAUUACCACGAUGUACUAGAAAAAUAAAAUAAAAAUUGUGUGCUUACUAGAUUAUCAAGAGAUAAUAGCAUGGUGUAAAAAUGAUGAUUCUCUAAGGUAAAAAUAUAGUCAUAAUCAAUGAAGUUAAAAACGCAAUUCUACCUAGAAGCGAAAAAGGAGUAAAAUCGUGUUACCUAUAUCUAUUUAGCAUAUUUAUGCUUGUUAUCCGGUAUAUUGCGAUAUUAAUUUGGAAUGGUACCCUAAUGUUGCCAGCCCAGUUAUUCUGCUAACCGCAUAAGUUGUUAGUAUAUACUAACUAAUAUCCAAAAUGUAUGAACUAGUAUCCAAGUCUGCUGAUUUUACUAAAGUAUCUAGAUAGCACAGACUAGUAUUCAAAACAUCACAAACUAGUAUCCAGAUAGCAGAUACCAACUAAUAUCCACAAUCAACCAACUAGUAUUCAAUAUGGAUACUCUUUUGUGUUAUUUGGAUAUUAAUUAUGUGUUGUAUGGAUACUAUUCUGUGUUGUCUAGAUAUUAGUUUGUGAAUUUGGGAUAAUAGUUGAUUCAUGGUGGAUAUCAGUUAGCAAACCUUUAAUACUAGUCUUUGCUCUCUAGAUACUUUAGUACUUGGAUACUAGUUCAUGUAUUUUGGAUAUCAGUUAGUAUCUGCUAACGAAUCUUCAAAUUAGCAGAUUAACUUUCCCCCUAAUGUUGCAUGUAUGUUUUUUUACAAAACAGUUAACUAUGGUUGUACCACAAAAGACCCCACCACAGAUGAGUCUGGUAUGACCUCCGGUAUAGUUUCACAAACCAUGAAAAUUUUAUGUUACUCAUGUUUAUUUUAGGAGCGAGAUUCAAUUAAGGAACUCCUUGUAA
Molecule: messenger RNA, 3307 nt
Organism: Linum trigynum
Lineage: Eukaryota; Viridiplantae; Streptophyta; Magnoliopsida; Malpighiales; Linaceae
Source: the annotation of a GenBank genome assembly